Messenger RNA from Cervus elaphus (red deer), 4235 nucleotides. RefSeq names its product asteroid homolog 1 (gene ASTE1). Bases 716 to 2743 code for a protein of 675 amino acids. Gene Ontology annotation, molecular function: nuclease activity. Lineage: Eukaryota; Metazoa; Chordata; Mammalia; Artiodactyla; Cervidae. The transcript is spliced from 7 exons. The record is from RefSeq and is a predicted model, not a curated record.
CUGCUACCCUAGCCUACCUGCAGCCAUUCGGACCGUGCUUCCUGAAUGACCUGGCGCGAGGCCUGGAGACCCCCUCACAACCCGCGGAGUCUGCGCCACUGACUUCCGGGAACCGGGCUCUCCGUGACGUCAAACGCGGAGACUUCCGUUUCCGCUCGGGCGGUCUGGCUCAAUUGCUAGGUCCUCCAGUUCUCGCCGGAUUCCCACGGGUCCUCGCAGAGGACCAAGCAGGUGGCCGCUGCCGGCCUGGGGCCCGGGUGUGAAGGCCCGUGUUUGAGGACUUGGAGCUAGACCUUUUGUGCGCCCUCCUAUCCAACAAUAAUUUGUUGAACAUCUACUCUGCAAGAUGCUGUAACUAGCCUGGGAUGAGUUAAUGUGGUGUCUACUUUGAUUUGCUUUAGAAGACAGACUUGCAGAGAAGUAGGUACCCUACAGGGUAAGGUGUUGAGACGCACAGGGACAAUACUGGGGUGAAGUGAGUUGGGCACUGAAUGCACGAGGAAGCCCCAAAACUCUGUAAUCAAGGAUGAUGACUGUCUCAGCAGUAAAGUCUGCAGAAGUUCUGUACGUCGGUAGCCUCUAUCCCUGUCCAAAGAGCAGAUUCCACGAAACCAUUGAAUUUGUACCUUGUAACACUUGGGGAAAGCCAGGGAGAAUGAAAAAGAACUCAGCUAGGCGGUGUUGGCUCAGAAUCUAGGCAAUUCUUCAGACGAUCAUGGGUAUCCGAGGACUAAUGAGUUUUGUAGAAGAUCAUAGUAAUGAGUUCUUCACUGAUGUUAAGUUGCGAGACACAAAAAUUAUCAUUGACGGUUAUGCCCUCUUCCACCGGCUUUACUUCAAUUCAAACUUGGAGCUGCGGUAUGGAGGGGACUAUGAUUCUUUUACAGAUGUUGUACAAAAAUUCUUUGAAUCACUAUUUGCUUGUAAAAUCUGUCCAUAUGUUGUCUUAGAUGGAGGAUGUGACAUUUCAGAUAAGAAGCUUAACACUUUAAAGGAUCGAGCUAGGGAGAAGAUCCAGAUGGCCCAUUCCCUUUCUGUUGGCGGGGGUGGGUAUGUGUGCCCCUUACUCAUCCGAGAGGUGUUCAUACAGGUUCUGAUCAAGCUGCAGGUAUGUUUCGUCCAGUGCUUUUCGGAAGCAGAUCGGGACAUCAUGACCCUUGCUAAUCACUGGAAUUGCCCCGUGUUAUCGUCUGAUAGUGACUUUUGCAUUUUUGACCUGAAAAGUGGGUUUUGCCCAUUGAAUGGCUUUCAGUGGAGAAAUAUGAACACCAUCAAGGGCACACGAGACUGCUACAUCCCUGCCAAGUGCUUUUUCCUCGACGCGCUGUGCUGUCACUUUGGCAACAUGAACAAAACGCUGCUGCCUCUUUUCGCAGUCCUGUGUGGAAAUGACCACGUUAAUCUGCCUGUCAUGGAGACGUUCUUGAGUAAAGUACGACUCCCUCUUGGGGCUGCCAGUUCUAAGGGUAGGAGACAUCACCGGGUGCUGGGACUUCUAAAUUGGUUGUCUCGUUUUGCUGACCCUACCGAAGCGUUAGACAGCGUUCUGAACCAUCUCCCCAAAAAGAAACGAGGAACCGUGAAGGCACUUCUGUGCACCUCCAUGGAGGAGUACCUGCAGGCCCAGGGAAGGCUUCAGGACUUCUUCCAGCAUGGUGCUUACACCUGCCCAGACACCUGGAAUCCCGGUUUACCACCGUGGGUGCUUGCGGCCUUAGCCAGGGGCCAGCUGUCCCCUUUCAUCAGCGAUGCUCUGGUGCUGAGACGGACCAUUCUCCACACACAGGUGGAAAACAUGCAGCGACCAAACGCCCACAGAAUCUCUCUGCCCAUCCGGCAAGUCAUCUACGGGCUCCUCGUGAAUGCUCCUCCACAUGUGCGUAAUGUGGCCUGGGAUGCAGUGCCUCCUCAGCCUCCAACUUUCAGCGAACUGGAAAGAAUCAAUAAAAAUAUCAAAACAUCAAUUGUAAAUGCAGUAGAACUACCCAAGGAUCAUUCUGACCUAAGCAAAUUGACUGAGCUCUCCUUGGCUAGCCGGCAGAUGCUUCUGUUAGAAACGCUGAAGGUGAAACAGAGCCUCCUGGACCCAGUCCCUGCCGCGCUGAAGUUGCCUGUCGCUGUCAGCUGCUACUGGGUGCAGCACGCAGAGGCCACACUAAAGCUGCAUCACCUACAGGCCCUGCUGCUGGGGAUGCUGCUGGGGCCCUUGCGUGCCAUGGUCAGCAGCCCAGAGGAGAAAGCUGUGCGGGGCGGCGGUGCUGAGACGCUGUGUGAAGAGCUGCAGAGAGUGAAGGCAGCCCCAGGCACACGGCUGGACUUAGACACGGCCCACGUCUUCUGUCAGUGGCAGUGUUGCCUGCAGAUGGGGCUGUAUCUCAACCAGCUGCUAUCCAUGCCUCUCCCGGAGCCGGACCUGACUCGGAGGAAGCAGCUGACAAGAAGGAAGUCCAUCCAAGGGGUUGAGGAGGACAGGAGCCUUAGUGGAGACCCAGGAGUCACUGACAGCAAAUCUGGUAUCAGCUGCAUCCAUUUCAGACAGAAUACCUUGUUGAGACUGGAGCGUAGAGAAAAUCGAUGCCACCUCCUUUCUGGUCCACUGAACACACUGCAGAGGCCUUAUUCUGCUCUUUGUGAACAGCUACAUCCGAGGCAACCUUCUAUGAAAGACCAACAUGAAUGCAGUGGUGAACAAUAUGGAAGUAAAUGUGAGUACUUGUGUGCCAAUAAAAUUUGUGGGCCAUAGUCUCUCAUCCCCUACACUAAAUUAACAGCCCUAUGUGGGUGAGUUAGGAAGACAUUAAACAGUUUCUCUUAAUUUUUAACACCUCUAAUUCAUGGGCUAUCUAUCUAGACCUGUUCCAUGAAGAAAGAUGCUUAUAAAUUCCAAUGCAGUUAUAUUAUGCAACUGUAUGGAUGAAUAUGAUAAAGGACCAUGAAGACACACUCAUUUAUAACUCCCUAAAAUCCAUCUAGCAAUGCUUCAAUAUGAAAUCUGUCAUAUCUUUUUUAUCAAGCAUACACUUUUCUGCCAUUUGGUUGGGGCCUGCUAUGUAUUUCUCAAAGAUAAUAUUUUGUGAGACUCUCAUAACCAGUUGUUUCAUAUUGGCUUUUAAGGUGCAGACUUGAUGAAAAAGAGCACAUGGGCAAGGCAUUAUGGUAUUUUAUAACCACAGAUGACACCAAAUUGUCACUUCUAACUGUAUAACAGGGAAAGCCUCAAUAGAAAAGUACUUUAAUAUAGCUGAGUGAAUUGGUUUUUAAAAAAAAAAAAAAACCUUUAUCAAAGAGCAUUUUUUUUAAUUCAAAAGCUGAAAAUACUCAGAAAACAAAAAUAGAUCUUUAGGGUCAUGUAGAACAAAUUUCCCACACUGUGUGCUCUUAAUACUGUGAGAUAUGAUUUCUAUCCUUAUCUAAGUAGAAGAAUGCAGUUACUGCUGAAGAAAUAAUGGUGAUGGGGCAACUGGGGCUGAUGUAUGAAGGCAGCUCAGCCAGGCCAGUAGCCAUGGGGCCACCUAGACCUAUGGGCCUCUGCCAGGGUGUCUGCCAGUUUGGCUAGACUCACACACAAAGGGAUCAGAAUGGCAGAGCCGGGUGCGUCCUGUGAUCCCCACAGGACACACUGCCCGCCUGGAGCAGCGCAGACACGGCAGGCCCCACACGCUCAGGUCCGUGGGAGUGCCGGCAGGUCUGCAUCAGAGAGGGAUUUAUAAGGAUCCAAACUAAAGCCUCAAAAUGUUUUCCUACCCAAACUUCCAGCACCUAAACUUACUCUGAAUAAAAAGAGAAGAUUAUAGCAAAUUUCUAUCUGCAUUUAUCACUUAAGUGAUAAUCACUUAAGUGGCUUGGACUUAAAAAAUUUUAAUGCUUUCAAAAAAAUAAAAUCCCACAAUUGUAUACCCAAACUUAUGUCUGCAUUUAUUCUAACCGGUAUUUACCCCUCACACACACAUACAUACACAUUCCUUUAGAGCCAUCUGGAAAGGCCAUCCUGGUUGGCUCUUCAACUGGGCUUUGAAGAACAGGUAAAAUCUCUGAUUCUCAAAUUAAAACAGAGCAAAAAGGAUUUCAAGUUGAAGAACUACUGUCCAAAAAGACCAGUAAGUGGACUGUGUUGGAACAGUGUGUGUGAGAUAUGAGGUUAGAGAUCCAAAGAACUGUGAGUAAAAUGCAAACAAACAAAAUCAGCACUGUUUUCUACUCACUAACCAUAAUUCUUAAUAACUAAAGAAAUUACU